Limulus polyphemus (Atlantic horseshoe crab) is the source of this 993-nucleotide messenger RNA. Its product is annotated as muskelin-like. Gene Ontology annotation, molecular function: protein binding. Gene Ontology annotation, cellular component: cytoplasm. The record is from RefSeq and is a predicted model, not a curated record. The transcript has 7 exons. NCBI's taxonomy places the organism in Eukaryota, Metazoa, Arthropoda, Merostomata, Xiphosura, Limulidae. Bases 133 to 993 code for a protein of 286 amino acids.
GCUAAUAUUUGACGGGCUUGGGUGCAAAAACUGUGUAUAUUUCUACUUGUGAAAAGUUUUUGUGUGAAAUGUAAGCUAGGGUACUGAAACUGUUGUCAGUAAUACAUUGUAUGUCUAACUUGUUUGAAGUGCAUGUGUUGUGGUUCCUCUCUAGAAAUAAUCUAUUUGUUUGGAGGCUGGGAUGGGAUGCAAGAUCUGUCAGAUUUGUGGGCGUAUCACAUACCUUCAAAUCAGUGGACGUGCCUUUCGCAGGACACAAGCUGUGAGGAUGGCCCUAGUGCAAGAUCAUGCCACAAAAUGUGUAUUGAUACAGAGAGGAAGAAAAUCUUUACCCUCGGGAGAUUUGUUGACGCUUCUGUGAGGUCACGCUCCCCAGAGAGCUUGAAGAGUGAUUUCUAUGUGUACGACAUCGACACUAACAAGUGGACCUUGAUCACAGACAACACGGCAGAAAUGGGAGGACCUCAGUUGAUAUUUGAUCAUCAGAUGUGUAUGGAUGUAGAAGAAAAUACAAUCUAUGUUUUUGGAGGAAAAAUUCAUACAAAUCAAGUUGUUGAUGAACAUGCCAGUGUUUGUCCCGAACCUCUCUUUAGUGGACUUUUUGCUUAUCGUGUUCCGACUAACACUUGGUACAAACUGCAAGAUGACAGUGGUGGUUGUACGUGCCCUAGUCCAUAUGAACUUCGGGCUCGUGUUGGUCACUCCAUGCUGUUUCAUGAGAAAAACCGCAAGCUCUAUAUAUUUGCCGGACAGAGGUCAAAAGAACAGUUGAGUGAUUUUUACACCUAUAAUGUUGACACUGGUGAAGUUCAAGUUCUUUGUGAUGGAGCAAAAGUGGAAGUGCCCUCUACUGGCCUAACACAGAGAGCCACCAUUGAUCCUGAGCUGAGUGAAAUUCAUGUUUUGUGUGGUUCAAAUCGAGAAAAGGAUAAAAGAGAAGAGAACAUCAGAAAUGGAUUAUGGGUUUACGAAAUUAGUCAAAACAAGUGGUAA